CAAAGAUGGAGAAAGAACAAACACUCAAAUUCCUUCAUGGAACCAUAGAAGCCACCAUUUUCAAUGCCACACCUCCAAGCUCAAGUUGCUCCUUCAAUUGUGCAUUCCUCGGCAAAGAGCCGGCCUACGUGACGAUCAAACUGGGUGAGACAAAGGUAGCAGAGACAAGCCGUGAAAUCGAUCGAAUUUGGAACCAAAGUUUUCGAAUUCUUUGUGCUCAUCCUUCAAAUGCAACCUUAGAGUUCACUCUCAGGACGAAAAUUUCGGUUUUGGGAUACAUUAUAAUCUCUGCAAACUCACAUCUCAGUGAUGUUUGUUUCCCUCUUUUAACAAAGAAAGGAAAAUGCAAUACACAACUGAAAAUCAAACUGUCUUUGAAGUUCAACUCUGCAGAAUCUGACAGUAAAAAUUUGGAAUUUAUUGAUGGUGCUACAUUUCCACCAAGAUCAAACUGUCGAGUUAUUUUGUAUCAGGAUGCUCAUCAUCGGAGUUCGUUUUUCCCACCGAACCGUGCUCAAACCGGGAAAAUUUACCGCCCGAGGAGGCUAUGGGAGGAUGUUUUCAAAGCCAUUGAUGGAGCUAAGCAUUUGAUUUAUAUCGCUGGAUGGUCACUCAAUCCUAAAUUGGUUCUUGUUCGAGAUUGUGAUACGGAAAUAGCGCGAGCACAAGGGAUUACAUUAGGUGAGCUCUUGAAGCGGAAAGCCGAAGAGGGAGUAGAGGUGAGGAUCAUGCUAUGGGAUGAUGAAACCUCCAUUAACAUUCUCAAGAAUCAAGGUGUUAUGCGAACACACGACGAAGAUGCUUUCAACUACUUCAAAAAUACAAAAGUUGUGUGUAAAUUGCGGCCGAGAGUGCAACACAAGUUAAUCCCAACAGUCUUUGCUCAUCAUCAGAAAACAAUCAUGACCGACAUUGGUGCAGAUUUCUUCGAAGAUGAUCACAAGGAUGAGAAAUGUAGACACAUUAUCAGCUUUGUCGGAGGGUUGGACCUUUGUGAUGGUCGGUACGAUACUGAAGAACAUUCAUUGUUUAGAACACUGAACUUAAAAUCACAUUGCUGUGAUUUUUAUCAAACAAGCAUUCAUGGAGCAGUGAUCAGUAAAGGAGGACCAAGAGAACCAUGGCAUGAUGUUCAUGCUUGUCUAGUUGGAGAAGCAGCUCUUGAUGUUCUAACAAACUUCAAACAAUGUUGGGAGAAACAAUGUGAGCCUAAUUCUCUUCUUUGUUAUAACAAACACUUGCAAUCUUUCACUCAUCCAAAUAAUUCUUUCAAUUGGAAUGUCCAAGUAUUUAGAUCAAUUGAUAAAUCUUCUAUAAAGAUACAAAACAAUCAAAGUUCAGUAGAACAUAGCAUUCAUGAUGCUUAUGUUAAAGCAAUAAGAAGUGCAAAGAGAUUCAUCUACAUUGAAAAUCAAUACUUCAUUGGAGGAUGUCAUUUGUGGAGCAAAGAUCGGCAUAGUGGGUGCAAGAACUUGAUACCUUUGGAGAUUGCACUCAAGGUGGCAAAAAAGAUCAAAGAACGGGAUCGGUUCGCAGUGUAUAUAGUGAUACCGAUGUGGCCGGAAGGCACGCCAGAGAGUGAAACAGUUCAGGACAUACUACAUUGGACUAGACUCACAAUGGAGAUGAUGUAUAGAGUUAUAGGUGAAGCCAUUGUAAAGAGUGGUGUUGAAGCUCAUCCAAGGGAUUACUUGAACUUCUUUUGCCUCGCAAAUAGAGAAAUCGAGUCUUGUGAUGAGUUUGUUCCUCCUUGCUCUCCUCCGCACUCGACGAACUAUUCCAAGUCUCAGAAAAGCCGGCGAUUCAUGAUCUAUGUCCACUCCAAACUCAUGAUCGUGGAUGAUGAGUACAUCAUCAUCGGCUCGUCGAAUGUGAACCAAAGAUCAAUGGACGGAGAACGGGACACCGAAAUCGCGAUCGGAGGCUACCAACAUAAAUUUCAUGACAGUAAAACAAACAAUGGUGAUGUCCAUGAUUUCAGAAUGUCACUUUGGUAUGAACAUUUUGGUGAAAUUGAGGAUAUAUUUCUGCAACCAGAGAGCAUAGACUGUGUGAAAAGAAUACUAAAAAUUGGUGAUGAAAUGUGGAAAAUUUACAGUGGAGAUGAAGUGAUUGCAAUGGGAGGAAAACAUAUUGUGAAUUAUCCAAUCAAUGUAUCAAAGAAUGGUGUUGUUGAUGAUUUAAUUGAGAUUAAUGGUGUGUUUCCUGAUACAAAAGCAUUGAUUAAAGGAAGGAGAUCAAGAGCUCUUCCCCCAAUUUGUACUACUUGA
Dioscorea cayenensis subsp. rotundata (Guinea yam) is the source of this 2270-nucleotide messenger RNA. Its product is annotated as phospholipase D alpha 4. Gene Ontology annotation, biological process: phospholipid catabolic process; phosphatidylcholine metabolic process. The transcript has 4 exons. The coding region runs from base 6 to 2270 and encodes 754 amino acids. Gene Ontology annotation, cellular component: plasma membrane. Lineage: Eukaryota; Viridiplantae; Streptophyta; Magnoliopsida; Dioscoreales; Dioscoreaceae. The record is from RefSeq and is a predicted model, not a curated record. Gene Ontology annotation, molecular function: D-type glycerophospholipase activity; calcium ion binding.